ACCCUAUUCACCACCCCGCAACCCAUUUCAACCGUCCGCCGUCUAGAAUCAAUGGCCUCCCACGACAGCAUCACCAGUCGGGUGCGCCAGCAAACCUGGAAGGGCAGUAUUCCACUCGAGAUACGCCUGCACAAAUCCGACUGUAGAACCUACGAUGAUUCAGAUCCGUAUCUGAUACAAUUCCCUAGGCUCUCAUAUUUAGGCUUGCUCUUACACAAAUUACAUGCCUUCUUUUCAGAUAGACUGAUAUAUCCCGACGUCUCUCCAGCAGACGCAUGGCUUGAGUAUGAGGAUGUGCCUUUGAAAUGGCACUAUCCACUUGGGCUGCUUUACGAUUUAUAUUCGGGGGCAGAACCAGCUCAACCUUCAGAUCCACUGGACGGACCACCUCCAGAAAUAGAGGGAAACGAUACCUUACCAUGGAAACUGACACUUCAUUUCUCCGAGUACCCGGUGGAUCAGCUUGUCAAGCUCGACACCGAAAACAAACACCUCCAUGAUAUAUUCAUGAACAACGUCAAAGAGGCUGAUUACCUUCGCAAUGGCACCGGCAAAACCGUCAUGUUCCUCAGCAAGGAAGACUCGACUCAGUUAUGGAACUCGGUCGAACAACACGACUUUGCCCUCUUCAACCCCAUCAAUCAGAAACUUCUCAAUCCUCAAGGUGUGAAUCUCAGGCAUAUGCCUGUGAAGCUCUACCUCCCCCAUGCUGCCACUUCAGGUCUGGACACGGUCAAUGAAACCGUCAAGGAAGGCAAACAGAGUGCUCCGGGCUCAUUGCGAGUCGUGCAAUCACUCAUCACCCCUUCACUAUCAUCACGCCAACCUCAAACCAUCGGAACUGCCCUGAACCAGAUCAUACCCACCCUGUUUCCGAGUAGACGGAGCUCACUCCUGGCACAUGCUGUUCUUCAUGGGGCUGUUCUCCCUCUGGGUGCUAGUGUAGAGGAGUUGAUACGUGCAACGUCGUAUUUAGAUGGCUGGUUGCACAUAGCGAUUAUCAUGAUGUGA
Periconia digitata is the source of this 1011-nucleotide messenger RNA. The record is from the annotation of a GenBank genome assembly. Lineage: Eukaryota; Fungi; Ascomycota; Dothideomycetes; Pleosporales; Periconiaceae.